AUGUUUACAGAUCCGUAUAAUUUUGAAGACCGCCUUACAGCGACUGGUCAUGGUUCCCUGACACUCAGCGGCGGCUCGCCUGGUGGCGGUUACUCCGCGGGAGGUUCAGCCGCCCACCACCGAGCCGCCUCUGGCCUUCAUCAUUCAGCGGCAGCAGCCAUGCAACAUCAACUGCCACAACCCGAUUUUCAACCCCCCUACUUCCCGCCGCCCUUCCAUCAUGCACCCAGUCCACCACCUCAACAGCAUUUGGAGUACCUCACUGAUCCGUACGGGGGCCUUUCUGGGCUGCACCAUUACAAUCAACUGGGAUUGAGGCCGAGGGAUGGGGAUGGCAGCCAUACACAUGUUAGUCAGUUAGGUCAUGGUACGAGUUUUCCCUAUAGCACUGGUCCAGGUGGGGGGAGACCCGAUUAUACUACUGCCUCUCAACGACACGACGAUCCCCUCUCCCUCCAUCAAGCCUUAGGGCAAGCCGUUGAAGAGGCUCAAGGAGGCUUAGACGAUAAUACGGGUUUCAUCACAGACUUACCGUUACUUAAAAUAUUGGAAGCCAAUAAAAUUACUUCAGUCAACUUAAAACUUGAUGUAUUUGUUUAA
This is a messenger RNA of Diabrotica balteata, 600 nucleotides long. NCBI's taxonomy places the organism in Eukaryota, Metazoa, Arthropoda, Insecta, Coleoptera, Chrysomelidae. The record is from the annotation of a GenBank genome assembly.